Molecule: messenger RNA, 435 nt
Organism: Leptopilina heterotoma
Lineage: Eukaryota; Metazoa; Arthropoda; Insecta; Hymenoptera; Figitidae
Exons: 2
Coding region: 1-435 (144 amino acids)
Source: RefSeq, a predicted model, not a curated record
AUGUGGCCUGAAUUCAGCUUACAAGGCAAUUAUAAGUGGAUUAAUCUUUUACUAACUCUCAUAUCAAAGUACAAUAAUAAAAAGCAUCGUACUAUUGGUAUGAAACCCAAAGAUGUUACCGUAGAAGAUACAAGAGAACUGCUGAGACGUAUUCGAUAUACUCCCAACUGCACAACGGAAAUAUUCACUGUGGACCAAGUUAAAUCGACAAAACCAGUAACAUACAAGCUGAAAGAUUACCAAAAUCAGCCCACCGAAGGUGGUUUCUAUGAGGAGGAACUGCUGAAAGUCCAGUAUCCAGAUGUUUACCUUGUUGAGAAAGUCCUGAAAACUCGUGGUAAUGAUGUCUACGUGAAAAGGCUUGGAUUUGAUAGCUCGCAUAAUAGUUGGAUAAAAAAUCUGAUAUGUAAUAUAGUUAAAUUAAAGUUAAAAUAA